AAAAAUCUAUUGACGUCAUUUUCAGAACUUUUGAUCAAAUAGAGAAGACAGAAAUUGCUUUGUUUUCAAGACGAUCCUUUACUUAUAGGUGUUUAAACACAAUUCCACUUGAAUCACCUGUUCGUUCUCAUCUUUAUACAAAAAUAUUUUCUCGGCAGCCUUUACCGUUUACCUUCCACAUGAUUUACUUAAUUUUUGAAAUUGAAAAUGGAGAACAAGAAGAAUUAUUGUUCUUUAAUCUUAUUAAUAAUUCAGAAAUACUAAAAGAUACGAAACGGCUGCAAGUUAUUGAAAACAUCUUAUCUAGUCAAAAAAACUCGGAAAUGGCUGCAUUAUGCUGUGAUGUUAUUCAGACGCAACUCUCUAUAAAAUAUCAAUUUGAUGAACUAUCUAUUCACUUUCUGAAAGCAAUAGAUAUUUUAAUUAGUAAUUCCAAAGAGCUACAGAAAAUUACUGCAAUUGCCUUUUUGAAAGUAUUUGCAAAUAAAUUUUGGGAUAAUAUUGAAAAUUUAACUAAUCCUAUCAAAUUUGAAUUUGCAAAUAUCAAUCGUAACGAUUUAAACAAACGACUAACGACUUAUGAAAUUAAACAAUUUUGCAAUACACAACAACAAAAUUUACCAUGGGUCAAAAUUUUAAAAGCAGAUUGUGACAGUCGUCUUGGAUUUAACCCUUACUGGUAUAGUGAACAAUUUAAACAAGUCGAACUUUUAUUCAACACUAUUUCUUAUAGUGGUGAAUCAUCAGUAAAUGAUCUAUUUAAUUCAUAUAUUGGAAAUCAUGAGAUAACCCGGAAAAUUUCAUUGGCAGGGAUGAUAAUGACCAAAUUUUAUCUAAUUAGAGCAUCACGUGAAUUGAAUGCAAAUGAACAUAUUUUAUUACAAAAGACUUCUAAAUACUUACAAUCAUCUCAACUUCCAGAACAUUAUAAAAUAUAUCUUUUAAAUUUUAUGACAAAUGAAAAUCAACUAUACAAAUUGAGACCAAAUGUUAAAAAUAUCGAAAUGUUUAUUUCAUCAAUUGUUGCUCAUGUCGUGGCAUUGAAUAUUUCAAGUGCUGUUAAUUCAUCUCCUUUAGUUGCAUACAUUCAAGCACUAUAUGAUUAUAAAGAUACUUAUAUCUUGACAUGUCCAUCGGAUGAGAUGGCCUCAAUAACAAACAUAAUAAUUGCAAAGGAUUCAGGAACAAGAAGAUAUCGAUGCAAAUGUGGAAAUCUUUAUUUUAUUGGCGAUUGUGGACGUCCAAAUCAAAUUGGUGAAUGCAAUCAAUGUAAAAACAAGAUUGGUGGUUUGAGUCAUAAUCUUAAUGAAGGAAAUAGCAGUAUAGAUGGAGAUAAGAUAAAACAAUCGAUUAAUGUAAAUGAUGUAAAAGGUUAUAUAAUUGAAGACACAUUUGAUACUUAUUAUACUGUUAGAACUUUGCAUCCAGCUUCUUAUAGAAUCCUUCGUCUAUUCUUGCACAUCAUUAUUGGAGUUCAAGCCAAUUUACCAACUACCGUUAAUUUUAUUAACAAUCAGGAUUGUGAUAUUGUUCAAUAUUGUAAAAAACACAUUGAAAAUGAUUGGGAGGCAUUGAAAAAUAUUUUUAACUGCGAUGAUGAAACUUUGGCGUUAGGUAUUCAUUCGAUACUUUCAGAUAUGGUACAAGAAUCUCAGAGAAAUGUUGAAAAGUUUACAUCACCAGCCCAAAGAGAGGCAUGGGAAGAAUACUUUAACCAACAGUACGUUUUACCAAGAAUAAAGAAUUUUAUUGGAACUGCUAAUAAUUUUCGAAUAGCAUUAGAUAAAAAUGCAGAAAAUUUACUCGAAAUUAAUGAGACUCUGGAAGUCACUGACCAAUACAAUGAAAACUAUCUACCACAAGAAAUGCCUAAAUUACAUAGCAAAAUUUCAAUCGUUUAUGGGUUAUAUGUGCAUGAACCAAAAGAUGAAUCUUUAUAUCUAGGUGCAACAAUAGAAUUCUUGGUUCAAUUGCAAAACAAUUUUCUAAAUGACGUUAUAGAAAUUUCUCCUAAAACCUGUCAAUCACUAAAAUUUAUUGAAAAACUAGAUACUCAAGAACCGAGAUAUCACUUGCAAUCUAUUAAUCUUGAAAAUGCAAAAUCAGAACAAAUAAUUAAUUAUAAUGACAUUUAUGAAAUCUUUUUAUAUUGUCAAUAUAAUCUUAGACUAGGCCAUGGUCGGGAAAUUGAUUAUGAUCUAUACAAGAUUGAAGCUGAAUUGGCUCUAGAGUUGGUGUAUGGAAAAAAGUUAAUUAAAACUAAUAGAAAGCAAAUGUAUUUGAAUUCAUUCGCAUAUUCUAAAGAAUUAUUUAGCAGAUCUAUGACAAUAUUGGAAGAGAUUAAAAAGUUAGUACAUCAAGAGCCGAUACCUGCUAAUAACUUACCAGUUAUAUCAGACAAUGAAAUGGAAUUACUUUCAGCCCUAGAAAUAACUAUUUGUUUUUUAAAGCAAACAUCUGGAGGAAACCGUGAUACCUUAAUUAGCGAUUAUAUAAAAAAAUGGAUGAAAUCAAGCGUGAUAAAAAAAGAUAAUAGUAGCUAUGAAUUAUUAACAAGAACAGGAUUACAACUUAAACAUAUUGUAGCAUUAUAUGAGUUAGUUGAAGAGCAUGUUGCUGAUAUAGUUAUAAAUUGCAUACCUUUGAAAUAUCAAGCUGAGUUAGACGAAUCUAUAGUGCAAGUUAUUACAAAAUCAAUAGAUUUUGAAAAAUCAAUUUCGGAAAAAUCUACAGAAAUUCCGGCAAAAGCAUUCUUGACUGCUUUAAAGAGACUUAUAGUAAGAUAUUUGUCGACUGAGUCGACUGAUAAUGAAAUCAUUAAAGAAAACGUUCCUAUUUCCCUAUAUCUUGUGGACAAUGCUUCUCUUGGACUUUGGCCUGAUUAUACUUCUGUCGAUGUUAUAGAAAAUAAAUUUCCAACUACUUCAUUAUUAACUUCUCAUAUAUAUAAUGUUUACAAGUUUGUUAAGAAGGUAAAUAUUUAA
Racocetra fulgida is the source of this 2984-nucleotide messenger RNA. The record is from the annotation of a GenBank genome assembly. NCBI's taxonomy places the organism in Eukaryota, Fungi, Glomeromycota, Glomeromycetes, Diversisporales, Gigasporaceae.